Molecule: messenger RNA, 978 nt
Organism: Arvicola amphibius (Eurasian water vole)
Lineage: Eukaryota; Metazoa; Chordata; Mammalia; Rodentia; Cricetidae
Gene: Cd207
Product: CD207 molecule
Exons: 6
Coding region: 7-978 (323 amino acids)
Source: RefSeq, a predicted model, not a curated record
GUGGAGAUGAAGGAGAAAGAGGCCCCCGAUGCGCACUUCACAGUGGACAAGCAGAACAUCUCCCUCUGGCCUCAAGAGCCUUCUCCCAAGUCGGAUCUGUCUCAAGUCCUAAGGAAAACUCUCAACCUCCGUGUGGCCUUCGUCUGUCUGUCACUGGUGCUGGUGGCCAUGAUUGUGCUUCAAGCUGUCUUCUACCCCAGGAUGAUGGACAAAAUACUGGAAGUGAGGAGUGAUGCCCAGGUGUUGAGAGGCCGUGUGGACAACGUCAGCACCCUGCGCUCUGAUAUCGAGAAGGACAGAAGCCGUGUGGAGGAGGCUGAAGUUCAGAUGCAGAUGCUGAACACCAGCCUCACCCAGGUGCGUUCUCAGAUCCUGACUUUGAGGAACAGAAUGGAGGAAGUCAAUGCCAAGAUCACUAUGUUAAUAGGAAGCUGGGAGGAGGUCGGCAACCUCAAUGCCAAGAUCCCAGAGCUGCAGAGAGAUCUGGAUAAAGCCAGCGCUUUGAACGCAAAGGUCCGAGGACUGCAGUACAGCUUGGAGAACGUCAACAAGCUGCUCCAGCAACAGAGUGACAUUCUGGAGAUGGUGUCCCGAGGCUGGAGGUACUUCAGGGGGAACUUCUAUUACUUUUCACACACCCUAAAGACCUGGUACAGCGCGGAGCAGUUCUGCAUUUCUAAAGAUGCUCAUCUGACCUCAGUGACCUCAGAAUCAGAGCAAGAAUUUCUCUACAAGACAGCAGAUGGGCUUCCAUUCUGGAUUGGUCUCACCAAGGCAGGGACUAAUGGGGAUUGGUACUGGGUGGAUGAGACGCCGUUCAGCAUGGAGCAAAGCAAAAGGUUCUGGAUUCCGGGAGAACCCAACAAUACAGGGAACAAUGAACACUGUGCCAAUAUGAAGGUGCCCUUCCCGCAAGCCUGGAAUGAUGCUUCCUGUGAUAGUAAGCUCCUCUUCGUCUGCAAGCGGCCCGACGUCUAG